AGAGCAGCCAACAGGUCCUUAGAGGAUUCCAGAUGUGUUCACUAAUGGAGAGAAUGUUUUGCCUCUGCUGAAGGGUGAAAGUACCUGUCUGGAUAAGCUAUAAGGAGGACUUGGGGAGAAAUGCAAGUACAGUACACAUGCUGUGCUGGCUGAAGGGGAAAGCAUGGCAAGUACAGCGCUGUGUGUUGCUAAUGCAUCGGCCUCUCAGAAUCUCCGGAAAGUGCCUGGGUUUGUAGAAAAUAAAACCACACAGUGCUCGUUUUCCAUUGAAAGUAUUUUGGGACUGGAGCAGAAAAAAGAUGGCAUUCCAGCUGUGAAACCUCACAGACCAUGGAUGGAUGCAUGCACAACCUUGGUUUUAGGUGAUGACAGCAAUCCCCAUCUCCAAAUUCCUGUUGUUUGCUAUGAAAAUGCAUUAUUUCAUGCCAACAAUAAUCCAGUACAAGAGGAGAAAAUUUUGAAGUGUGAAAACUAUUUUUCAGUCUCUGAAAGGCUGUCUUUCAAGCGAGACUUGAGCUGGUACAGGGGUAGAAGACCAAGAACUGCAUUCACUAGAAACCAGAUUGAAGUCUUGGAAGAUGUUUUUAAAAUGAACUCCUACCCUGGCAUUGAUAUUAGAGAAGAGCUAGCUCACAAGUUAGAUUUAGAUGAAGACAGGAUACAGAUCUGGUUCCAGAACCGCCGUGCAAAGCUGAAAAGAUCACACCGAGAAUCGCAGUUUCUAAUGGUGAAAAAUACUUUCACUUCCAGCCUGCUAGAGUAGAAAGAAGGAUGGUUUGGUGUUGUGGCACUGCAGUAGAACACGAGAAAUUAUUGGAAUUUCAUACCUUGUAUUAAGUAAUGAUGAAAUAUUAAUUAUAAUUUUAUCUCCAGAUUUGAAAGUUUAUCUUAAUUUUCACUCAAAUAAACUGUAAAUAUUUCAA
Messenger RNA from Apus apus (common swift), 923 nucleotides. RefSeq names its product HESX homeobox 1 (gene HESX1). Gene Ontology annotation, molecular function: DNA-binding transcription repressor activity, RNA polymerase II-specific; RNA polymerase II cis-regulatory region sequence-specific DNA binding. Gene Ontology annotation, cellular component: nucleus. The record is from RefSeq and is a predicted model, not a curated record. Gene Ontology annotation, biological process: regulation of transcription by RNA polymerase II; forebrain development; pituitary gland development. The coding region runs from base 164 to 763 and encodes 199 amino acids. Lineage: Eukaryota; Metazoa; Chordata; Aves; Apodiformes; Apodidae. The transcript is spliced from 5 exons.